Doryrhamphus excisus (bluestripe pipefish) is the source of this 873-nucleotide messenger RNA. RefSeq names its product neuralized E3 ubiquitin protein ligase 2 (gene neurl2). Gene Ontology annotation, molecular function: ubiquitin protein ligase activity. The record is from RefSeq and is a predicted model, not a curated record. Lineage: Eukaryota; Metazoa; Chordata; Actinopteri; Syngnathiformes; Syngnathidae. Gene Ontology annotation, biological process: intracellular signal transduction.
AUGGAGCCUUUUCAAGACCACUUCAUGGAGUUCCACCCUAUCCACGGAACCAACGUGGAACUGGACCACUCGGCCACUCAGGCCACGCGGGUGGAGAGCUUUGCCAACGGAGUGUGCUUCAGUAAACACCCUCUCAAGCCAGGGGAGAUAUUCCUCAUAGAGAUUGAGGACAAGGAGUUAGGCUGGUGUGGACACCUCCGCAUCGGCCUGACCGCCAAGGACCCCAGUACCUUGGAGGUAGUUCCUGAGUACUCUAUUCCGGAAUUGACAGACUUGGGUGACAGCUGGGUUUUCGCUAUCACUCGCAACCACAAUAAAGUCGUGGAGGAGGUCGAUGUGGGAGAAGGUGGCCAGGAGCCUGGGGGUCACAGACUGGGGCAAGGAGACGCUGAAAAUGAAGGUGACACAAAUACCAAACCAAAGACCUUUUUCACUGAUUCUCAUUUGUACAUUGAGAAUAUCCGGAUCCCCAGAGACAAGCUGGUUGGCCGCAGCCGACCCGGACGCUAUAGCCACAUUCUGGACGACUUGUACAAAACCAAUGCCCUCCCGCCAACAGCCAGACGUAGCCGCAUUGGAGUUCUGUAUGUACCUAAAGGCCCACAUGUAGCUGACAUGCAUAUUGUCAUCAAUGGGGAGGACAUGGGACCUUCUGCAAGAGGCAUCCCCACCAUUGAGCCUAUUUAUGCCGUAGUGGACGUUUUUGCCGCCACUAAGUGUGUCAGGAUCGUGCAGGUGGAGUAUGGAUUCUCAUCCUUGCAGACACUGUGCAGGAAGUCCAUCCAGAAGCACAUCGUGCAUAGAAUGGCCAUUGACUGGUUGGAGCUGCCAGAGGCAUUGAAGCACUACUGCAAAUAUGAGUGAGGACUCGGC